CCUGCCCUUGAGGCGGGGACGGGGCGGCCGGGAGCCGGGGCCGUUCUGCCUCUUGGUCUUGGCGGCGGGCUGGAGGACUGCACACUGCAGGUCUCGCCAUCGGGACACUACCUGGAUCUUGAACUAUCACUGCUGGAACAGAAAGAUGAGCUGGAAGGGUUCUAUGAGGAAGCAAGCAAAGGGAGGCGACCAACUCUUAUCGUGCGCACUCAGCUUUCUGUUCGAGUCCAGGCCAUCCUCGAAAAGCUGUACAACUCCCAGGGGCCGGAGCUGAGGCGCUCUCUUUUCUCCCUGAAGCAGCUCUUUCAGGAGGAUAAGGACCUGGUGCCGGAGUUUGUGAACCUAGAGGGGUUGACGUGCCUGAUCAAAGUGGGGGCACAGGCUGACCAGAAUUACCAGAACUACAUCCUGCGAGCACUGAGUCAGAUCAUGCUCUUUGUGGAUGGGAUGCAGGGGGUGAUUGAUCACAAUGAGACAGUGCAAUGGCUCUACACGCUGACUGGGAGCCUGUACCGCCUGGUGGUGAAGACAGCACUGAAGCUGCUGCUUGUGUUUGUGGAGUACACGGAGUCCAACGCCCAGCUUCUCAUAGAGGCUAUCAACAUGGUGGACCAGAAGAGAGGUGCAAAUCCAUGGUCAAACCUGAUGGCAAUCCUAGAGCAGCGCAAUGGGGCUGACACAGAGCUGCUGCUGUUCACCAUCAUGCUCAUUAACAAGACACUGGUGGCUCUCCCAGACCAGGACUCAUUCUAUGAUGUGACGGACUGUCUGGAGCAACAGGGAAUGGAGAGCAUCAUGCAGCAGCACAUGAACAGCAAAGGCACCGAUCCUGACUUGAAGCAGCAGUUUGCAAUCUAUGAAAGUGCACUCAGAUAUGAAGAUGGGGUUGAGGAGUCGCCAUUGGGAGCACGCAAGGAACGAAGGAAAACAGAUGAGGGCCGGCGGGGCUGGCGCUCCUUAGGGGGUGGUAUAGAUGUCAGUUUCACUGCCAGCUCCCCAAGCCCAGUCCAGGAAAGCAACCGUCUGGCUGAGAACUCCAGCACCUUGAUAGAAUCCCCUGCCAAAGACCUUCAUCCCCCAGCACCCUCACCCCCUGUAGAGGUUGUUACUGAAAGCAGCCCAGCACAGCCAUGCUUUCAGAGUGUUUACAACAGUGCCUCUAAUGUGCAGCUCUCUGUGCCAGCUGUGGCAGGGGAGAGGGAGCAACCCAGCAUCGUUGGGGAGAGGAGCAUUUACAAACUGCACCAUACUACCCCUAUUUGGCAAGAGGAGAACCCCCCUUUGCAUGGGGACAAGCCCAUUCUGAGGAAGUUUGAAACUCGCUUCCUGGAAAACCUCGCUGCAUCCCAAAAGGAGAAGAUUUCAGCCAUGGCCAAGGGGCAGAUUGACAUCUUCACUGAGGUUGCUCUCGGGCACACUGCAACCGUGUUUCCACCUGGAAGAGAUGGCAGUGUCUGUGAGCCUGACACAGAGCUGACUGCUACAGGAAGGAGGAGCAAAAUGGAGGAGCAGAACAAAGCGGUUAAUGAGAUGGAGCCGUGCUCAGCCAAGAGCACACAGGGGAGAGAUGAGAAGCAGGGCAAUACAUCAGGGCCCAGCCUCCCCUGGCACGAGAGCACCGAGUCCUGCAGCACCAUCUCCUCUGACAAGAAGUUCAUGUUAGACAUGCCAUUUGGUAAAAAGUGCAUGGAGUCAGGGAGGGAGCAGCUCUUCCCUGAAACACCGACCUCAUCUCUGCCCCUGGCAGAGGCCAGGGACAUGCCAAACCAUGCUGACACACAGGGCCUGGCAGGUGCCUGGCCCCACAGCAAGGCCCCUGAUGCCCAGGGCAGGCUGGUGCAGGCCCAGUCCAGUAUUGAUGCAGACAUCAAUUCUCAGAACUUGGAGAGAGCCCUCGUGACCCCAUUCAAAAAAGAUUCUGAGUUCACAUGGGAUUGGCAGGAGACCAGCUCCAAGGCGCUGAAGAUCAAGGACCUGGACUUCUCAGACCUUUGCAAUGAGGAAGAUUUUGAUGUCCUAGAUACAGCAACAAUAGAAAAUGGCUCUUUACAUGCGCCUCCUCCUUUGCCUCCUGGUAUUGGGCUGAUGGCUGAAGGAGGCCCCAUGGCAUUGCCACCACCACCCCCUCCUCUUGGCUGUCCUCCACCUCCUCCCCCAGUCCCUGGCUGCCCCCUGCCCCCACCACCUCCUGCACCUCUUGGGUCCUCCAUACCCAAUGGCCAUUCCCCACCCAAGAAAAAGAAGACUGUGAAGCUCUUCUGGAAGGAGCUCAAGCAGCCUGAUAACUGCACUGGGGCUGGCAAAUUUGGCCAGGCCACCGUGUGGUCUUCCCUGCAGAGAGUGGAGAUUGAUGCUGCCAAGCUGGAGCAUCUCUUUGAGUCCCGGGCCAAGGAAGUGCCAAGUUCCAAGAAAGCUGUUGAUGCGAAAAAGACAGUCGUCAUAGUCCUGGAUCCCAAGAGGAGCAAUGCCAUUAACAUCGGCCUGACGGUGCUUCCGCCUGCCCAUAUCAUUAAGACAGCGAUUCUCAACUUUGAUGAGUUUGCUGUUAACAAGGAAGGAAUUGAGAAAAUCCUGACCAUGGUCCCAACAGAUGAGGAGAAGCAGAAGAUCCAAGAGGCACAGCUAGCCAAUCCAGAAGUCCCCCUCGGGUCAGCUGAACAGUUUCUGCUUACCCUCUCCUCCAUCAGUGACCUCACAGCCAGACUCCAGCUGUGGGCAUUCAAACUGGACUACGAAAGCAUGGAGCAGGAGAUUGCUGAACCUUUGUUUGACCUGAAACUUGGGAUGGAGCAGCUGGCCAAGAACUAUACCUUCAAGUGCAUCCUCGCCACUUUGCUGGCUACAGGCAACUUCCUGAAUGGUUCCCAGAGCAAGGGCUUUGAUCUGAGCUACCUGGAGAAAGUCUCUGAGGUGAAGGACACUGUGCACAGGCAGUCCUUGCUGCAUCACCUCUGCCAGAUGGUGGUGGAGAAGUUCCCAGAAACCACCAACCUCUAUUCGGAGAUCGCAGCCCUCACACGAUCAGCCAAAGUCGACUUUGAUGAACUUGCAGAUAGUCUGGUUCAACUGGAGCGAAGAUGCAAAGCAUCAUGGGACAGCCUGAAGGUGAUAACCAAACAUGAGUACAAAUCUGUUCUGAAGAGCAAACUGACAGACUUUCUGAAGGAAAGCACCCAGAAGAUCAUCAUCCUGAAAGUGGUGCACAGGCGUGUGCUGAACAGGUUUCACUCCUUCCUGCUGUACCUGGGCUACCCUACCAACGCAGUGCGAGAUGUGAAGGUGACUCGCUUCUGCAAGACCCUGCGGGAGUUCGCCCUGGAGUACCGCACCUGCUGGGAGCGCGUCCUACAGCAACAAAAGAAACGGGCUGCGCAUCGUGAGAGGAACAAGACCCGGGGCCGGCUGAUCACAGAGACAGAGAAGUUCUCCAGCAUUGCCAGCAGCACUGAGACCAGCUCCCCUGUGCCUGCAGUAUCUACUAGCCCCGAGCAGCAGGCUGAGGCAGGCCAUGAAAGCAUGAAGAGCAUGCUGAUCUCCUCCACAGAGACUCCUGCCCGGCGCAGCAGGGCCAGCCGAGGUGUGGGACAAUCCAGCCCCUCCAGUGGGUCCCCAGCUCAGGAGGACACUUCCAGUUCCCCUGAUGAUGCAUCGGAUGAAAUCAUGGAUCGUUUAGUGAAAUCUGUCACUCACAAUCCCAACCCACGGCCAGGUGCCGCCAAGGAACGCAAGAGGUCACGUGUGAACAGGAAGUCCUUGAGGAGGACCCUGAAGAGUGACCUCAGCGAGGACGUGGUGAAGGCACUGGGCCUGGCCCGGACUCCUGGUGUGGAUGUGUGAAGGCUGCCAUAGCAAGCAGAGUGUGUUGUGAAGGAGCCUGAGCAUGGCCUGUGCUGCUCCCCCCCUGUGCUGCUCCCCCCCUCGAGAGCGAAUGGAGCUGUGAGUGUGUGGGGAGCCCCCCUGCAGAGCCAGGACAGUGCUCUGUGUCAAAUAGGAAGUUGGGCAGGUGGUCACAGAGAUCAGGACACAUGAGGGGGCAUUGAGCCACUGGGGCUGAAGCCCCAGUUUGCUUGUCACCACAGUCCCUGCCUGGGCCCCAAAGCCUGUGCCAUGUGGUGGGGUCUCCUACAAAGGCUGCUGCUUUCCCUUCACUCUGCCACUCCCUUCCCACCCCCGCUUCAGGUAUCUGUGCCCUGCUGCCCACACAGCCCAGCUGUUGUGUGGUUUCCUGCCACAGUGCUGAAUCUUAAAGGGCUUUACCUCAGGGAUGUUGCAGCUUUUGAGCACCUAGCCAACAGCUGGGGAACUCCUUGUGCUUAGAGAGGGAAGUGCUGUGGGCCAAGCCAGCGUGGAGAGCAGCUGGAAGCAGUAGGGGUAGGGGACUGGAGAGAGUUUCUGAAGUGGAUGCUUGUGGUACCCCCCCACCCAGACACACCUUUGGGGAAAACCCCAUUUCCUUGUUUUGCCUCCUGCCCCUGCUUCCUUCCCUCCAGGACACUGCACUCUGGUACAUCUCUGAGCUGUCUCAUGGAUGCAGUCAGCUUUUACCUAGGGACAGGCUGCUGGCUCUUCUAUCUCAUGCAGUCCUCUGUUCAUAGUACAAGGCUUCUGCCCCAACAUGCAGAUGCCCCCUUGUUUGUAAGCUAAGGCAAGGGCAUUGUGUGUUGGCUUAGGCUGUGUGUGCUGAGGAGGGUGUCAUGUGCUCUGUCCCUGAUGGAGAGCUGAGCUGUCUGUGUGUGUGGUUGCUCUGGAUUUGUAGUCUGAACUAGGAUGGUGUGUGUGGUGGUCACCUACCACUAGCCCUGUAUCUGAGGUAGUCCCAGCCUCAGUGCUAUGGCUAGAGAAGGCCCAUGUCGUGUUAUAUGUGCUGACUGCACUGAAUAAAGACACUUGACAUUG
Alligator sinensis (Chinese alligator) is the source of this 4896-nucleotide messenger RNA. It is a transcript of the gene FHOD1, whose product is annotated as formin homology 2 domain containing 1. Gene Ontology annotation, biological process: cortical actin cytoskeleton organization; actin filament network formation. The record is from RefSeq and is a predicted model, not a curated record. Gene Ontology annotation, cellular component: cytoskeleton; cytoplasm. The annotation marks the transcript as partial. NCBI's taxonomy places the organism in Eukaryota, Metazoa, Chordata, Crocodylia, Alligatoridae. Gene Ontology annotation, molecular function: actin filament binding. The transcript has 25 exons.